Molecule: messenger RNA, 1743 nt
Organism: Coturnix japonica (Japanese quail)
Lineage: Eukaryota; Metazoa; Chordata; Aves; Galliformes; Phasianidae
Gene: PARD6A
Product: par-6 family cell polarity regulator alpha
Biological process (GO): regulation of cellular localization; centrosome cycle; establishment or maintenance of cell polarity
Cellular component (GO): apical plasma membrane; nucleus; cell cortex
Molecular function (GO): protein binding
Source: RefSeq, a predicted model, not a curated record
UGCAUUGGACCCGAGGUGCCGGGCUCCCGGUGCCCUCUGUCCGUGUUACCUGCGUCAGCGCUGACCCCGCUGUCAGCGGGAUUAUGUGUCUGACCUCAUUGCGCUGACCCGUUAACCCCGGGGCAGCACGGCUCUGCUCCCCGUGUGCUGCUGGGCACAGCACCGGGAGCGUCAGGCAGCGCUGGGGGCAGGCUGCCCAUGCUCGGCUCUCACAGCCGUAUCGUCUGUUUUAUUGCCGGUCCCACCGCUGUGUCCGUGACCCCGCACUCCCGGGGUCCCCCCGCUCCCGGUCCCUCCCCCGUUGCUACAGCGACGUUGUCAUCGCGCUCCUCCCGCCCCACGGCCCCGCCCCCGAGCCCCGCCUCGACCAAUGGCAGCGCGCCGCCAGGCCGGGCCGCGGUGACGUCAUGGCCGGUGAAAAUCCCCCGUGGCCGCGGGAGCGACGGGGCGGCGCGGGCAGCAUGGCCAGACUGCAGCGGGCACCGGGCGGGGCCGGGGGGACCGUCAUCGAGGUCAAGAGCAAGUUCGAUGCCGAGUUCCGUCGCUUUGCCAUGAAACGCUCCAGCGCCGGCACCUUCCAGGACUUCUAUCGCCUACUGCAGAACGUGCAUCAGAUCCCCUGCCUGGAUGUGCUGCUGGGCUACACCGACGUGCACGGCGACCUGCUGCCCAUCAACAACGACGACAACUACCACAAGGCUCUGUCCUCCGCCAACCCCCUGCUCAGGGUCAUCAUCCAGAAGAAGGCAGAAUCGGACGCUGGUGUCUUUGCCUCCAACUCAUUGCAGAGGAAGAAGAAGGGGCUGCUGCGCCCCACACACUGCAGGGCCAAACCUCACCUCCUCAUUGGCAUGCCACAGGACUUCCGACAGAUCUCCUCCAUCAUCGAUGUGGACAUCCUGCCCGAGACGCACCGCCGCGUGCGGCUGCACAAGCACGGCUCCGACAAACCGCUGGGCUUCUACAUCCGCGACGGCGUCAGCGUGCGCGUGGCCCCGCAGGGCGUCGAGAAGGUGCCCGGCAUCUUCAUCUCCCGCCUGGUGAAGGGCGGCCUGGCAGAGAGCACGGGGCUGCUGGCGGUGAGCGAUGAGAUCCUGGAGGUUAAUGGCAUCGACGUGGCCGGCAAGUCUCUGGACCAGGUGACGGACAUGAUGGUGGCCAACAGCCACAACCUCAUCAUCACCGUCAAACCGGCCAACCAGCGCAACAACGUCAUCCGCAGCAGCAAAGCCUCGGGCAGCUCGGGGGUGUCCACGGACAGCACCCCCAGCCAGCAGACCCCCAGCCCGGCCUCGCAGUACCUCAGCAACUACAGCACAGCUGAGAGCGACGAGGAGGGCGACCUGGUCAUCGAGAGCGACAGCGCGCCCCACUACGGCCCCAUGGGCUGCCCCAAUGGGGGCCCUGCUGACGGACCCCUCCCUCCCAGCCUGUCCCCGCACAGCUCACAGGGCUCCCUGCAGUCCCUGGGCAGCCACGAUGGCAGCCCCGGCCGGGGCAGCGUGCAGGAGGAUGGCACCCUGCUCACCCUAUAGCCGGACUGCUGGUGUGCACCGUGGCAGUGGGACUGAGCGGGGCUACCUCUGCCCUGUCCUUACCCUGGAGCCUACUCCUGCCGGGCACUGCCCAUCUGAGCCCCUCACCUCCCUUCUUCCACCCACGUGGGUUUUUUAAUUAUUUUAUCAAAGCGUGCAUCAUCAAGUAAUAUAUUGCAAUGGACAGUAAAACCUUUUCUAAAAAACA